AUGCCACGCAAGUACAUAUCGACAUACACAGUAGGAGAUGCACAUGGGAGCGACAUUUUAGGAGUGGCCGUUAGUAAAACGUUUACUGUCACAUGUUCGUCGGAUGGAAAACUUAAAGGUUGGUCAAAUUCGGCCUCAGAAAGAGAUUUAUUGAUCGAUGAGGAUGUUGAUAAGGUUGGAUUGCAUCACGUGAGUGUUUACGAGGAUGUGAUUGACGGGCAGCGGGUGACAUUAUUUGCUACGGUGUCAUUUAGUGGGAUAUGCUAUUUAUACAUGUACGUGCACAAGCAGGAGGAAAUCUCUAAGAAAAUCGCAAUCAAGGCACUUGAUUGGGUGCCUGAGGGAUUUGACAAUGAGAGAAAGUCAUACUGGGGCUGUCAACUCGCCAGUGGCGGUGCUGAAGAUGAGAAUAUAUUAGCAUUAACGACGGUCACGGGUCAAACCGAGAUAUUUGGGUUUACUGUGACUGUUGGCGAUGAAACAAGCGUGAAUUUCGAGCAUAGGGGCACGCCAUCUGCAAAUAACAAGAGUUUUGCCACAUGUGUGGACGUUGAUACGGUUCAGAAAAGAUUGGCUGUCGGACAUCAGGAUGGAUCCGUCUAUUUGUACGAUCUUGAGUAUCUCCGUCUUCUUUACAGUUUUGAAUCUUUCGGACUUCAAAGUAGCAUUUCCUCCAACUCUCUAUCCACGGUGCGAUGCUUGCGGUUUUCUCCAGAUGCAACUUUGUUGGCUGUGGCACGUGAUUCCGGUCCAUAUGGCACAGUGGCACUUUACGAUGUCAAAUAUGGAGAAAGUGUUGGAUCCUUAGUGAUACCGACACAUUCCUCAACAGUGGGAAUUGGGAGCUAUGCACACAGCAAGUGGUGUCUCUCGUUAUCGUUCAACGAGGACGGAAGUUUAAUUGCAACAGGAGGAUUGGACAACAGGAUUAGAAUAUGGGAUGUGGAAACGCGAGAGACAGAGGCUGUAAUCACGAUAAAUAAGACAGAUGCAAGUGAUGAGGAGCUUGCAAAUUCUACAGAUAUAGAUACGGCCACGUGCUGUGGCUUGAGUUUCAUUGCUAAAAACGCUAAUUUGAAGGAGGGUGAAAACGACGGACUUGUAAUAGUUGGAUUUGAUAGGGCGAUCCGGUGGUUUAGAGAGGCGGGAGGUAUUUAA
Messenger RNA from Brettanomyces bruxellensis, 1158 nucleotides. RefSeq lists its product as uncharacterized. NCBI's taxonomy places the organism in Eukaryota, Fungi, Ascomycota, Pichiomycetes, Pichiales, Pichiaceae. The transcript has a single exon. The record is from RefSeq and is a predicted model, not a curated record. Gene Ontology annotation, molecular function: protein binding. The coding region runs from base 1 to 1158 and encodes 385 amino acids. Gene Ontology annotation, cellular component: Cdc73/Paf1 complex.